Molecule: messenger RNA, 3169 nt
Organism: Doryrhamphus excisus (bluestripe pipefish)
Lineage: Eukaryota; Metazoa; Chordata; Actinopteri; Syngnathiformes; Syngnathidae
Source: RefSeq, a predicted model, not a curated record
AUCAUGUCGGUGUGUACUUUGGCUAGCAGCUAGCUGUCAAAUUGCUACACUCAAUGACAACACGGACGGAACCACACGCGUGGACACCUUUAAAAAGUGCCUUCUGGUUCUAGUGGGUUCUUGUGGACCUUUUUCGGCGUGUGGUCACGUUUGUAAAGUCAAGUGUUGGCGGAGCCCCAAAGUGCUGACUGAGCUCGAAGGUGCCACGUAGCUAGCCGGCUAAGGGGCUGCUUCAAUCACUUCUGUUGAGACUAGCACCCUGCUGCCAUGACGAGGACGUGUAAGAACUGUGGCAGCACCGACAUCGAUGUGGACCAUGCACGCGGUAACGCCGUCUGCAUGGCCUGCGGCUCCGUGCUGGAGGACAGCAUCAUUGUUUCCGAGGUGGAGUUUGUGGAGUCGGGGGGCGGAGGAUCGCUGGCUGUGGGACAAUUUGUGUCCUCAGAAGGCGGAGCAAAGCUUCCAUCUUUUGGAGAUGGUCACCUGGCCAGUGCCGGCAAGGAGUCACGAGCCCAGACGCUGCAGAGAGCCAAGCAACACAUCACCACGCUGGGGCACCAGCUGCAGCUCAACCAGCACUGUCUUGACACCGCCUUCAACUUCUACAAGAUGGCGCUCGCCAAGCACUUGACGAGCGGGCGCAGGUCUGCGCACGUCAUGGCCGCCUGCAUCUACCUGGUUUGUCGCACCGAGGGGACGCCGCACAUGCUUUUGGACCUCAGUGACGUCUUACAGGUCAACGUGUACACUUUAGGCAGAACCUUCCUGGCCCUGUCCAAAGAACUGUGCAUCAAGGCUCCAGCUAUAGACCCGUGCCUUUAUAUCCCACGCUUCGCCCAGCUGCUGGAAUUUGGCGAGAAGAACCACGACGUGUCCAUGACAGCGCUAAGGCUGGUUCAGAGGAUGAAGAGGGACUGGAUGCACACCGGACGAAGGCCUUCUGGACUCUGUGGCGCAGCGCUUCUAGUGGCCGCUCGCAUGCACGAGUUUCGCCGUACCACCAAAGAAAUCGUGGAAGUAGUGAAAGUGUGUGAAAACACACUCAAAAAAAGACUGGCCGAGUUUGAAGACACACCCACCAGUCUGCUGACCAUCGAGGAGUUCAAUAAGGUGGACCUGGACCAGGAGUGUGACCCGCCAUGCUACACUGCAGGGAUUAGGAAGAAGAAGGUCCAGCAGCUGGAAGUGGAGCUAAGGAAGAAGAUGGAUGAUAUUGAAGGUGAGAUUGAAGGCUACCAGGACGAGAUUGACACGAAGCUGGAGAGCAGCCGCCCCAAACUGAGAGGAGUUUACGCUGCUUACGCCAAAGAAGACAUGGAGAACGACCUGGAUGAUGUCAUCUCAUCCGCCAGCAAGAUGGCGGAAAGCAAGGUGGAUGAUGACGUGGAGGAAGAGGAUGUACUCCAGGCGGUGGCCAAGCAUUUUGGUAAGGAGCUGGCCGAGCUGACCGUGGAGUCGCUCAUCAAGUUGGAGCAGGGUGAGGCCGCUGAGGCGGAAGAGGAGGAGGACGCUCUCAGGAGGAAAGGCCCGUCUCUGGCGUCCAUCUUGGGGACCAGCAUGCCCACGGCGGCGACGCUGGGCCUGGGCAAGUCCAUCGACAGCUGUGUCCGAGGAGCGGAAGACAAUGGCGACUCGGUUGGAGGCGGCGAGCUGGACCUUAGCGGGAUUGAUGACAGCGAGAUCGAGCUGUACCUGCUGAGCGACCAGGAGAUCCAAGUCAAGACGGCGCUGUGGAUGGCCGAAAACUCUGACUACCUGAGAGAGCAGAAAGAGAAACGAGCCAAGAUAGCCUUGGAGAAGGAGCAAGGCAUCUACAAGGAGAAGAAGCCCCGAGCCAAGCCCAAGAGGCACGCGCCCAUCAGUGCCAACACGGCCGACGAGGCCAUCGGGAAGAUGCUGGAGCAGAAGAAAAUCUCGUCCAAGAUCAACUACGAUGUGCUGAAGGACCUCAACGUCAAGCCUCACGCCGCCAGCCCCGCACGAAGGACUGAGUCCCCCAGAGGACCGAGCGCCGCCAAGCUGAGCGGACGCAACCAGAGGCCGGGCCGGGCGCCGCUCAGCUUAAGCACGCCGCUCAGCUCCCUGGGAAAAAGGUUACAGCCGUUUGUCACAGGCCAGCCCAGCAAGAAGAUGGCGAUGCAACAGGCUUCCAGCCCCGCCCCCCUGCCAGUGCCGGCCACCGCCCCCCCCUCCGUGCUGGUGGAGAGCGGCCCGGUGGUGUACGAGGACGGCGCGGCGGAGGACGAGGAGGAUGAGGAGGAAGAGGAGACCUGCGUCAGCGCCAUGGAGCUGAUGGGCAGUCAAGAUUAUGGCUGCGACGACUACGACGACGCCUUCUAGCGAUGACUUCUUUCCCGUUGGGGUCCACUUUGCACAUAUUCGAUGUCCACAAACAUGGCGGACCCCGAGAGACGCUGGGGACACGAGAAGACCGUCGGGUGGCGUCACGGAAACAAGGGAAACAUGACAUCGAUAUGAGCGCCAAAACAACAAACGGGGAGAUCUGACAUGGUAAAUAAACCAAACGCUUCAAGUGGCUCAGCUGAAACAGGAAGUAACAUGCUUCCAUGCCGCCAUCGUUGCAAGUAAAAAGAGUAAACAGUUUGAUAUCCUGCCAUUCCAUGCUGGCUCACAAAUUAGAGCACAAAAAUGUCUUUCUUUUCAGUUAAAAGUGAAAAUGUCAUUGGAAGAAAAUGGCCGCCGUAGCGUGUUCACGCCAAAAGGUUAGCUAACGUUAGCUUACGUAUAAGCAGGAAGAUGGUGAUCCAUGUGUAGAACAGCGUGGGAAGUCAGCCGCUCCGUGUGACUGACAUACGAUACGCUAGCGGCUCUAAAGAAGCGUUCCACGACCGCCAAGGUUCCAUUCUUCGAUAAUUCAUACAGAGGCGCUCAUUAUUUUGAUUUAUUUUUCUAGCAUGUUGGGGAGCUUUUUCUUUCAUCAUCUGAAAAUGGUAUCUUUGUUUCUUGUGAAUUAUUUGUCUCUGGACUAACUUCAAGCAAACAGAUGUUUUUUUUUUAUAUUGUAUUUAUUUGGGCUUUUAUCAUUUUUGUGCUGGAAAGAGGACACUGGAGAUGUGGCAGUGAGGUCACAUGACAUUCAUCUACUGUAUGUAUGCCGGUGUCAGUUAAUAUAUGAAUAAUGAACACUUGUCUGCUCAUUUUUCUUUGU